AUUUGACACAUGUCAAUACGUCAAACUAAUCAAAUGUCAAUAUUUUUUAAAUAAGUUCAGAUUUCUUUUAUUCUUAAUUAUCGAAAAACAAUUUGUUCAAAAUGCCUAAAAUAAAAGCAGAAAAGAAAGCCAGAGUACAUAAUGAAAUUGCGAAACAAGGUAUUCAGUUCAAUAAGGAUUUCGGCCAGCAUAUAUUAAAAAAUCCUCUUAUUAUUACGUCAAUGUUAGAUAAAUCUGGACUAAGACCUACUGAUGUUGCUCUUGAAAUUGGUCCAGGUACUGGUAAUAUGACAAUAAAAAUGUUGGAUCGCGUCAAAAAAGUUAUUGCUUGUGAAAUUGAUACAAGAUUGGUUGCUGAGCUUCAAAAACGAGUUCAAGGCACACCAUAUCAAUCUAAGUUGCAAAUAAUUGUCGGAGAUGUAUUGAAAACAGAUUUGCCAUUUUUUGAUAUAUGUGUGGCAAAUAUUCCAUACCAAAUCAGUUCACCUCUGGUAUUUAAAUUGCUGUUACACAGGCCAUUCUUUAGAUGUGCUGUGCUUAUGUUUCAACAAGAAUUUGCACAAAGAUUGGUGGCCAAACCUGGUGACAAGCUGUACUGUAGAUUGUCUAUUAACACUCAACUUUUAGCCAGAGUUGAUAUGUUGAUGAAGGUUGGGAAAAACAAUUUCAGGCCACCACCAAAAGUUGAAUCCAGUGUGGUCAGAAUUGAGCCUAGAAAUCCACCUCCACCUAUAAAUUUUGUAGAGUGGGAUGGCUUAACAAGAAUAGCAUUUGUUAGAAAAAAUAAAACAUUAUCAGCUGCUUUCAAACACUCAACAACAAUGGCAGCACUAGAAAAGAAUUAUAAAGUACACUGUUCACUACAUAACAAGGAAAUACCAGAUGAUUUUGAUAUAAAGCAAAAGGUUCAAGAAAUAUUAAUUUCCGCUGGAGUGGAUCAAAUGAGAGCUAGAACAAUGGACUGUGAUGAUUUUAUGAAACUGUUACAUGCUUUUAAUUCAGAGGGCAUACAUUUUGCCUAAUAAAUUAUUUAAAAAAAUCA
Messenger RNA from Papilio polytes (common Mormon), 1042 nucleotides. RefSeq names its product probable dimethyladenosine transferase. The transcript has 5 exons. Gene Ontology annotation, cellular component: mitochondrial matrix. Gene Ontology annotation, biological process: rRNA methylation. The record is from RefSeq and is a predicted model, not a curated record. The coding region runs from base 102 to 1022 and encodes 306 amino acids. Gene Ontology annotation, molecular function: rRNA (adenine-N6,N6-)-dimethyltransferase activity. Lineage: Eukaryota; Metazoa; Arthropoda; Insecta; Lepidoptera; Papilionidae.